ACCAUGUAGAAGAGCGAAAAGGAUGGUUCUUUCAGAGGAUGAAUUCAAUCGGCUUUACAGAAUCAGGAAGACUGUGAUGCAGAUGCUGAGGGAUAGGGGCUAUCUGGUUACAGACUAUGAGAUCAACAUGACCAAGAGUGAGUUCAGGCAUAAAUACUCUGAGCACAUGAAAAGGGAGGACCUCGUUAUCAAUAAAGCUAAGAAAGAUAAUAGCUCCGACCAGAUCUAUGUUUUCUUUCCUGAAGAAGCAAAGGUUGGAGUUAAGACAAUGAAGACAUACACUAACCGAAUGAAGUCAGAAAAUGUUUCCAGAGCAAUCUUGGUUGUUCAACAGAAUUUGACUCCCUUUGCUCGGAGUUGUAUUGCUGAAAUAUCCUCGAAAUUUCACUUGGAGGUUUUUCAGGAGGCAGAACUGCUGGUCAACAUAAAAGAGCAUGUUCUUGUUCCGGAACAUCAGGUGCUAACUGACACAGAGAAGAAAACCUUGCUUGCGAGAUAUACUGUGAAAGAAACCCAGCUUCCCAGAAUCCAGGUGACAGAUCCAAUUGCAAGAUACUACGGACUGAAGCGUGGACAGGUUGUGAAGAUAAUCCGACCAAGUGAAACUGCUGGACGUUAUGUUACCUACCGAUAUGUUGUGUAACUGUUCACUCUUUCUAGUUUAUGUCCUGAGCUGUGCGCUUCAUUAUAGACUGCGACACAGAGCACGCACCAAAGAAAAGCCAGCUUUUGUACCAAUCUGUUUUUCUUGGGGGACCCGAAUAGUUGUUAAUUGCGACUGUGCUUCCAUCGAAAAAGAAAGGAGAAAAAAUCGUUUCUUUUC
Molecule: messenger RNA, 823 nt
Organism: Neltuma alba
Lineage: Eukaryota; Viridiplantae; Streptophyta; Magnoliopsida; Fabales; Fabaceae
Product: DNA-directed RNA polymerases II and IV subunit 5A
Exons: 5
Coding region: 23-643 (206 amino acids)
Biological process (GO): transcription by RNA polymerase II; tRNA transcription by RNA polymerase III; transcription elongation by RNA polymerase I
Cellular component (GO): RNA polymerase II, core complex; RNA polymerase I complex; RNA polymerase III complex
Molecular function (GO): DNA binding
Source: RefSeq, a predicted model, not a curated record